CCCCGAGAUAAAGCGCCCGAACCGAGUUCAAUGUCGAUCGAUUGUCAAUAAGUCGUAGAAUAUCCAGGUCCGAAAGGGACGUAGGAGAAAAUGUCCCACGUCGAGCCGAACAAGCGGCAGGCAGGCAGCGUGCUGAGCUCGUACCGGCGAAAACCAGACCGCAGCGAGGGGAUCGGCCUGGCUGGACAGAUCUGCAUGCUUUUCGAGACCGGAAAGGUGGUGGUGAAUCGGAUGUACAUCUGAUCGCCCACCUUUCCUGCGCAGACGAUGUCGAAGAGCUUCGAGGUCGAUGUGCUCAUACGGUGUGUUGGAAACGUCGUCGCCGCGAGACUUGUGCAGAUAGAUGGAUAGAUAUAUUCAGCCUGGCGGUAGCCAGGCGCAUGGCAGAUCCAGCAGUUAAGAAGCCAUGCCUGGUAAUCGACAUCCAAUCAAAUAAGUGGAUCCGAUUUCCGGCACUCGCACCCGAGGUCUGUGGACUUCCACGGCUCCGAUGGCCACCGGGUUUUGACGUGGACAUGACAUUGCGCCGCGAAGCUCAUUAGGCGAAGUGGACAUCACCUCACGUCGGUUUAUUAUAAUCUGGCCAUUCCAGGAGAUAACGCCGUCCGGCCGACAACGCUGCUCUCUAGGCCUCGACAUCUUAUCGUCGUGUUGGUAUCUUCGAGGGCUUCGAGCUCGGCGUGUGCUCCGUCCUUGGACAAAAUAGAGCGCACGGUGAGACGUUUCAUUGACUACGACGAUGAAGACCAACCGAUCGAUUGUUCGUCUGUUGUGUGCUGCUGUGUGUCAGAUGUGAAUGUUGCCAGUCGAACUAGCUCGGUGAUCAGCAAGACGUUUUACUAUGGUACACCACGAAGACGACGCUGCUUUAGUAACGAGAUGAAAGACGCAGAGCGACUGGAGGGUGAGCUUGUUACAGUACAGACAAAUGGAUCCGGUUAUGAAGAGCAGAGUAGAGCAGAGCAACUUAUCCCUUGGACUGCCAUCACUGUCCAGUAGCAUCAAGUCAAUGACCAUCCAAGCUUUUCUGACAUUACUUUCGAAUGUCAUCAUGGUAAAAAGCCGUGGUGCAUGACCAUGGAUGGCCCUUUGGAAGAUGCGCCAGGACCGGGAGCACAUGAUGAGCUCGGAGAACUUUUCGAACUGCCAAGAGCACCCGAUGCGGAUGCCAAAGGACUCGGAGACGGAAAGGACAGCUUACGACACGCUUCAAGUGGUUUAAACAGGCCUAGCACUUGCUCCCAGAUCCAGUAUCUGCAGAUGUCGUUGAGCAAACUUGGAUCGUAGACACUCACCCCCUGCAGCGAGAGCAACUCACUGAUUCUGCAUCUGGUUCAUAUCCUCAUCUUUUCCCGUCUGAUUCAUGAUGAUCGCUAGCCAUUUUUUAGGCUUCCCCCCUCCUCCGCUUGCUUCAACUUUCGGCAACCCUGUAGGUUCUGUCCUCCCUCAGGUUCUGUUUUCCAAAUUCUCAGAAUCUCAGCAUGUCCUCGACUGCCCAUCUCGGGCAGUUUCCCUCAUCUGUGCCUCUGAGUCUCUGUUAUUCCGCUGUCACCGCUUUCCGGGGCCAGAUCCUGCACCGCCUCCUCGAGAUGUUAAUGGGCAGUGUGCAAUAUGCGCUGGUGCAGAAGGUCGUAGAACGCUAGAAUUGCUCGCAGAGAGCUCUGCCGGACUAGUGAAGUUUCUUCUGCCAGCACUUUCGAGAGGAGUGAUAAUUUUGAGCUACAGGAACCCUGAAAUCGCACACAGCAAAUCCUGUACUUCCAUCGAGAAGGGCUUCUACUUGCAACCGCAGCCGCAGCCGCUGAAUUUGAAAAUGCUUUCCAGAUGAGACGAUGGUCGGAAAAAUGUAGGUCACCGUGAACAAUAGGUCCCUGCUUUGUGCAGCAAUGAGAUGCUUUUCGAUUGCGAAAUUUCCAUUGCAUUGUUAGAAGCUAAUAUGUUGACGGCCAUACACUCACUCCUUGGAACAAAGUUCGAGGGGCGCCGACCCCCUUCCCUGUCCACUGUCAAUGUCUUUAGAGCAAACACCUUUUCUCGUCGCCCACGUUGUGUAAUAGCCCAUGUGUAUUACAUUCUACACGUUUGUAUCACACGGUAGAGAAGUGUGCACACUCGCUCCCGCGUUCAGACUCUCCAUGAGUAGAGAGCGACCGGAAAAUGAUCAUUUUGUCCUGCCUGAAUUUACGAGAAGUCAAAUGUACUCCGAUAUUCUUUCCCAAGUGUCUUGAGUAUCUUCC
Molecule: messenger RNA, 2237 nt
Organism: Marchantia polymorpha subsp. ruderalis
Lineage: Eukaryota; Viridiplantae; Streptophyta; Marchantiopsida; Marchantiales; Marchantiaceae
Source: the annotation of a GenBank genome assembly